Molecule: messenger RNA, 426 nt
Organism: Penicillium macrosclerotiorum
Lineage: Eukaryota; Fungi; Ascomycota; Eurotiomycetes; Eurotiales; Aspergillaceae
Product: mitochondrial 54S ribosomal protein uL14m
Exons: 3
Coding region: 1-426 (141 amino acids)
Biological process (GO): translation
Cellular component (GO): ribosome; mitochondrial large ribosomal subunit
Molecular function (GO): large ribosomal subunit rRNA binding; structural constituent of ribosome
Source: RefSeq, a predicted model, not a curated record
AUGCGGCUUGUCCGAUACCAUUCCCUCAAUGCGCCCACGAUGAUUCAGCUCAAGACAUUACUAAAUUGCAUCGACAACUCCGGUGCCUCGGUCGUCGAGUGCGUCAACGUCCUCAAGAAGAAACGGCCCGCGACAAUUGGUGAUCGAAUUGUCGUCGUCGUCCAGAAGCAGAGGGCCGCUGGAUCCUCCGAGGGUUCAAGCGCUACGGCCCUCGCAAACAAGGUCCGCCGCGGUGAUAUCCGGCAUGCUGUUGUCGUUCGUGUGAAGAAGGAAUUGCAGCGGGAGGAUGGCACCGUUGUUCGAUUUGGAGACAAUGCCUGUGUGCUGGUGAAUAAGGCUGGAGAUCCUAUUGGAACGAGAAUGAACGGUCAGUCCCCAAUUGCCCGGCUCAACGUGGAACUGCUGAGCCUUUUUGCCCCCGGAUGA